AUGCAAGUCAUCAGCCGCCUCCCCGAGCCCUUGCCUCGGCCCAAGGACAAGACAGAAGUCAAGCGGGAGCAGCACACCAAGGCCCUCGACCUCAAGAGACCCCUCGAGAUAGAAACCCCCCAGCCAUGGGAGACGGUGAAUUCCACUAUCCAGUUCCGCAAUGCCGACACACAGUACUGGUGGGACCGGACAGGCCGCAUGUUCGCGAAGCUCAUCCAGAGGGCCGGGUACAGCGCGGCGGAGCAGUACCGCGAGCUCAUCUUCUACGCCCUCUUCGUCGCGCCGGAGCUGGGCAAGGCCCCCGACGCACAGGGUAACGUCCGGGGGUGGAGGAGCCCCGGGACGCCGGACUCGACGCCCAUCGACUUCUCAUGGGAGUGGGGGCCUGGCAACAGCGCCACCGUCCGGUACUCGUUCGAGUGCAUAGGCCCGCACGCCGGCACGGAGCUGGACCCGCUCAACUCGCACGCGACCGACGCCUGGAUCCAGAGGCUCCGCGACCAGGGCAUGGUGCCCGGGCUGGACCUCGAGUGGUACGACCACUUCACGGGGGCGAUCCUCCCGUCGCGGGAGAUGCAGCGCGACAAGACGUCCGACGUGUUCAUCGAGGAGACGACGCCCAAGGCCGGGGUGGUGGUGGCGCUGGACAUCGAGAAGGGCGGGCCGGUGAUGAAGAUGUACAUCUACCCGGGCCUCAAGGCGCUCGAGCUCGGCAUCACCAACCUCGAGCUCGUCCAGCAGGCCAUCCGCGGGCUCCCCCGGGCGCAGUACGAGUCGCUGGCGUGCGAGCCGCUGCUGCAGUACCUGGACGAGGGCACCAAGAGGUGGGGGUUCGAGACGGGCAUCCUGUCGAUUGACUGCCUGGAGCCGAGCAGGGCCCGCGUCAAGGUGUACGUGCGCGCGCGGCACACCAGCCUCGAGUACAUGAUGGACUGCCUCACGCUGGGCGGGCGCCUCGGCACGGGCGGCAGCGAGAAGGCGGUCGCGGACCUGCGGGAUUUCUGGCUGGCGUUCCUGGCUGAUGCGCCCGACAGGCUGCCCGACGACGCACCUGGGCGCGCGAGCCCGGGCUUCUACUACACCCUCGGCGCGGGCAAGCCUGUCUCGGCUAAAAUGUACGUGUCGCCGACGUACUUUUGCAAGAGCGACACCGAGGUGCUGGCCCGGCUGCGCGGGUAUUUUUCGACGAGGAGGUCGGACAUGCAGAUGGACAACUAUGACGCGGCGCUGCAUGACAUCUUGUGA
Diaporthe citri is the source of this 1245-nucleotide messenger RNA. RefSeq lists its product as uncharacterized. NCBI's taxonomy places the organism in Eukaryota, Fungi, Ascomycota, Sordariomycetes, Diaporthales, Diaporthaceae. The transcript has a single exon. The record is from RefSeq and is a predicted model, not a curated record. Gene Ontology annotation, molecular function: transferase activity, transferring alkyl or aryl (other than methyl) groups. Gene Ontology annotation, biological process: alkaloid metabolic process. Bases 1 to 1245 code for a protein of 414 amino acids.